AUGCCAGCGCCCUCUGUGGAGGAGACUACCGCUAUUCUGUAUGGAGGACAAGUACGUUGCCCAGCAGUGCCCUCUGUUGGCAAUGCCUCGGCCUCCAGCGUGAACAGGGACCACAAUGCCCGGAUCACGUACAGUUGCCUUCCAGGCUUUCAGUGGUCAGCGGGAACUCUGGAGGAACACAAAUCCAUCACCUGUCAAGUCAAUAACUGGACAGCCACGCCCCCUGCAUGUGAAGCUGUGCAAUGCACUGGGAACCCAGCGGCAGUCUCCAAUGCCACCGUGACGCAGUCUGGCCACAGAUACCUAGAUGUCGCCACGUACACGUGUAUAGGGAACCACGCCUUCCAGGAUGGAACUUCCACGAAACAAGCGUUUUGCUUGAGCAGCGGGCAGUGGGAUAACACUAGCGUUCCAUCUGCCUGCGUUCUUCAUCAAUGCCCGGCGGUGUCCACCAGCCUUUCUCACACCACGGUCAACUCGAAUGACCACGGGGCGGGGGCGGCGGUGAGGUACGAGUGUUUUCAAAACGCCACCUUCAGUGACGGCAGCUCCGUGAGGACACGCCGUUGCCUCGUGUCCGGACACUGGGACAGUACGGAGGAGGCGUGUGGUAAGGGUUACUGUGAGUUGUCAACGCACCAGUUUGGUGGGUGGGCUAAGGUGUGUUUACAUAUUGCAAAUGAAAUCGACACUUCGCAACUUGAGCCAGGCGGCAUGUAUCAGGUAAGCUCAUCCUACAUGUAGGAGGUAAACCAAAAUCGAAAUCCACUAGUGCCGAAA
Lingula anatina is the source of this 780-nucleotide messenger RNA. RefSeq lists its product as uncharacterized. Gene Ontology annotation, cellular component: plasma membrane. Gene Ontology annotation, molecular function: calcium ion binding; signaling receptor activity. The record is from RefSeq and is a predicted model, not a curated record. Lineage: Eukaryota; Metazoa; Brachiopoda; Lingulata; Lingulida; Lingulidae.